Molecule: messenger RNA, 966 nt
Organism: Seminavis robusta
Lineage: Eukaryota; Bacillariophyta; Bacillariophyceae; Naviculales; Naviculaceae
Source: the annotation of a GenBank genome assembly
AUGUCAGAGCCAACCAAUGACAAAUCCACCGAGACUGAAGAAGCUGCCAGAAGCAACGCAUCAGCUGCUUCAAUCAGCAACAACAGAACGGCAUCCUCAGAAACUAGCACCUACCCCAUGGUGUUGGACUUGGUGUAUGACAAGCUGAUUACGAGUUUAUCGGUUAGUGUUGCCUGUGAUGUCCAUCGGCUGAUCAAGACAGGCCAGUAUCCUUCGUCCGAACUCUAUCUUCGGAAUCGGCGAGAGCUCUAUCCUACCUUGUAUAGCAAUGAAGAACAGGUCCAAGAAGCUGGACAAGCGUACUAUGCGAAUGCCUCGGAGCCCCGCAAACGCCGACGAUUGGCCGAUCCACCACACGAAGAGCCCUAUGAAGUAUACAUUCGAAAAAAUUCUUCUUCUGCUAAUACUAGCAAUAACAAAAAUUUGGAUUCGACCACCCAAGAACCAAAAGAUGUGGACAUGAAAAGCAAAGAACAAAAUCCAGACAAAGAUGCAACAAACACAACCACUGGCAGCUCACAGCAGCCUAACCAAUUACCUGAUGGAGCCACAUCGAAAUCACCACCAGUACUGCCACAAGUCCCCAGUAGUGCCACCAUGCCGGGACAAGUGCCAUCUGCCAUUACAAGCAGCAGCACUAUGGCGCCACCAGCACCACAACCGGCUGCUUCCACAGUGUCCAAAACAACGCAACCACCCAAGAAUACAGCUCAUUUGGACAUUUGGGGACGCUGCAAUCCCAAAGAACCAAAAGAAAUGAUGGAUUGUCUCAUUUGCGGACGACAAGUCAAUGCACUGCGGUUUGCACCCCACUUGGAUAAAUGCAUGGGCAUUGGCACCACGGUGCGGGCGGCAGCCUUGGCGGCAUCUGGGUUUGUGCCGCAACAACAGCAACAGCCGCCCCUCACAGCCAGCAGCAGUAGUACGCCAUCCGCAGCAGCCGCAAACCUACACAAAACAAAGUAA